CGGUUUGGAGUGAGGCUUGCACGUUGAGCUGAAGGCUGUGUGGAGUAUCGCGGCACAAGGAUUGAAGACUAGCCCAGUGUCUGGUGGGAAUCCGGCACCGGGUCAGGUCUGGGUCCCCGGGGGAUGGAUCGCGUGUGUAGUGCGUGGUGUGGGAAGUGCGUCAAAGAGAAAGAGUUGCCACCAUUCUGGGCCCAGCGCGUCGUGGUCGCUUGGCUCAGUAGGGCCGAGUGGGACCAGGUGACGGUGUAUCUGUUCUCCGACGACCAUAAAUUGCAGCGGUACGCGCUGAACCGCAUCUCGGUGUGGAGGAGCAGGUUAGGCAACGAACUCCCCCUGGCAGUCGCUUCUACUGCUGACCUGGUACGCUGUAAGCUCAUGGAUGAAACUGGUGGCUUGGGCACUGAUGAACUUAGACUGCUCUAUGGCAUGGCGUUGGUCAGGUUUGUGAAUCUUAUCUCGGAGAGGAAGACAAAGUCUGUCAAGCUUCCCCUCAAGUUUCUGGCUCAGGAGGUGAACAUUCCAGAUUGGAUUGUUGAACUUCGCCAUGAGUUGACCCACAAGAAAAUGCCCCACAUAAAUGACUGCCGCAGAGGCUGCUAUUUUGUGCUGGGUUGGCUCCAGCAAACCUACUGGAGCCGCCAGCUGGAGAACAGUCUGAGAGAGACCUGGGAGUUGGAGGAGGACAAGGAAGAGACAGAUGAAGAUGACCAAGAGGAAGAAAAGAAAGUUGUUGAUGACGUCACAGAACAGAGAUCGGAGCCUAAGGAUGAGGGGAAGGGUGCAGAGCUGGAUGUCAGGGCUGAUGGAGACAGCAAAGAAAACAGAGAGGUUGACGAGCAUUUGGAAAAGGCUCAGAGACAUAAAGAGCUAUAUGAAAGAACCCGAGAACUGCUGGUCUCAUACGAAGAGGAGCAGUUUAAGGUGCUGGAGAAAUUUAGGCAUUUACCUCAGGCCAUUAAGGCAUGGAAUAACCUGUCCCCACCUGUAGAAUGCAUCCUGGCAGAGCUCAAGGGCAUUACAUGGGAGAACAGGGAAGCUGUGCUGGAUGCUUUUCUGGAUGAUGGCUUUCUCAUCCCCACGUUUGAGCAGUUGGCAGCUUUGCAGAUAGAGUAUGAAGAUGGACAGACUGAGGUCCAGAGAGGGGAAGGUACUGACCCAGAGUCACACAAAAACAUGGACUUCAGUGACAUCGUGGUGCCAAAGCCAUUCUCUCAAUUCUGGCAGCCCCUGCUCAGGGGCCUGCACUCCCAGACCUUCACGCAGGCCCUGUUAGAGAGGAUGCUCUCCGAGCUGCCAGCCUUGGGGAGCAGUGGGGUUCGGCCUACCUACAUCCUCAGAUGGACCGUUGAACUGAUCGUGGCUAACACCAAGACUGGACGGAAUGCCCGCCGAUUUUCUGCAGACCAGUGGGAAGCGAGAAAGAACUGGAGGCUAUUCAACUGCUCUGCCUCCCUUGACUGGCCCCAGGUGGUUGAGUCCUGCUUGGGCUCACCUUGCUGGGCCAGCCCCCAACUCCUUCAGCUCAUCUUCAAAGCCAUGGGGCAGCUCCUGCCAGAUGAGGACCAGGAGAAACUUCUGGGCAUCUGUUCCAUUUAUACCCAGAAUGGAAAAAACAAUCUGGUGCAGGAGGGCUCAGAGGCCUCCCCCAUUGGGAAGUCUGCAUACACCUUGGACAGCCUGUAUGGGAACCUCAAACCGGCUGGCUUCUGCUCUGGGCCUGAAGGAGAAGCCCAGCCACAGAAGGAGCAGGGCAGCCUUAAUAAUGUCAAGGAAAAUGAGGAGGAGGUGAAAGAGGUCAUGGAAGACCAUGUGGAAGAGGAGGAAGAAGAGGGAGAAGAGGAAAAUGAUGACCCGGAGAAGUGGGGGGAGGAUGAUGAUGCAGAUGAUGAUGAUGACGAUGACGAUGAUGAUGAUUAUGAAGAAGACGAAGAAAAUGAUGAAGGCAGAAUGGAUGUGGAGCCUUUCUCUGUGGAAGUGGAGUCCCCCACUGCCGAGAAUGCUAGGCUCCUGGCCCAGAAAAGAGGAGCUUUGCAGGGCUCUGCAUGGCAAGUUAGUUCGGAUGUGCGGUGGGAGAUCUUCCCCUUAGGCCAAAUACCAGGUCAGACCGAGGACCCAGCAGAGCUUAUGCUGGAAAAUUAUGACACCAUGUAUCUGUUGGACCAGCCUGUGCUAGAGCAGCGGCUGGAACCCCCAACAUGCAAGACGGGCACCCUGGGCCUGAGCUGUGGCACUCGCAAUGGCAACUGCAAUGGCAACUGCAGUGGCAACUGCAGCAGCUGCAGCAACGACAGCAGCAACUUGGAGGGCCUUCUCUGGAGCCAGGGUCAGCUGCACAGGCUCAAAAGUGGCCUGCAGCUCUUCUGAUGCCUGCCUUGGUGCCAUUCUUGCUGAGACAGCAGCCCACCCUACCAGUGCACCUGAUGUUCCCUGAAAACAGUCUGGGAGACAGCCCGAAUCAGCAGCAUCAGCUCAUCUUUCACCACAAUGGCAUUUUAAUUAUGUUUUGUUUUGGUUGGGUUUUUUGAAAAAAAAUAAA
This is a messenger RNA of Rhinolophus ferrumequinum (greater horseshoe bat), 2536 nucleotides long. It is a transcript of the gene LAS1L, whose product is annotated as LAS1 like ribosome biogenesis factor. Gene Ontology annotation, cellular component: preribosome, large subunit precursor; Las1 complex. Lineage: Eukaryota; Metazoa; Chordata; Mammalia; Chiroptera; Rhinolophidae. The transcript has 14 exons. Gene Ontology annotation, molecular function: endonuclease activity. The coding region runs from base 124 to 2364 and encodes 746 amino acids. The record is from RefSeq and is a predicted model, not a curated record. Gene Ontology annotation, biological process: maturation of 5.8S rRNA; maturation of LSU-rRNA.